Molecule: messenger RNA, 441 nt
Organism: Zonotrichia albicollis (white-throated sparrow)
Lineage: Eukaryota; Metazoa; Chordata; Aves; Passeriformes; Passerellidae
Source: RefSeq, a predicted model, not a curated record
UCCCUGACUCUGGUGGAUCACCACGUCCUGCCUGGUGCUGACGCUGCCCUGGAGGAGGCCGUGGUGGAGGUCCUGGCUCCCCCAAAUAACACAGGCACCCCCGGGGGCUUCUGAGGUCUGGAUGAGAAGUUGGGGUCCCUGAGCAGGCCCCCGUGGGGUGCCUGGGUGUGGGGGGGUUGCAGCUGUCUCUGUUAGAGGUCAGCUCAUGGUUUGUCCCCCCCAAUGGCUCCCUGUGCCCCAGUGGUCCCCAAGGUGGCGUUUUGGGGGUGCCAUGGGCAGGAGUUGCACCCCCUUGAUGAAGGCGUUGGGGUGGGGGAAUUAAGGAGUUAUUGAUGAUCUUCCUUCCUUGGGGGGCAGGGGAGGCCCCAGAGGGUGGGUCCGGACAUGCAGCCGUCCAGAACUGUCACUGUUUUCCAAGGAUUAAAUUCCCCUUUAAAUUUC